Molecule: messenger RNA, 1515 nt
Organism: Oppia nitens
Lineage: Eukaryota; Metazoa; Arthropoda; Arachnida; Sarcoptiformes; Oppiidae
Product: steroid 17-alpha-hydroxylase/17,20 lyase-like
Exons: 7
Coding region: 1-1515 (504 amino acids)
Biological process (GO): hormone biosynthetic process; progesterone metabolic process
Molecular function (GO): heme binding; iron ion binding; steroid 17-alpha-monooxygenase activity
Source: RefSeq, a predicted model, not a curated record
AUGUUUACGAAUCCGUCAAAAUGUUUGAUGCUAUCGGGAGAUUAUUACCAUGAUCCAUUUAUCGAGGAACUGGCAUCGAAAACACCGAAUCAGAUUAUAGUCCGAACACAACUGUCCCAUACAAACGAUAUACGUAUGUCGUUUGGCCAACAAAUCAAUUCAGCCGAUUGUGUGGCCCGAGUGUUACGUCAUGUCCAGGAAAUUAUCAACGAUACUAAUAUAUUGCAAACAAACUAUACAAUUGUCUACAAUAAUAAACAUAGAAAAUGGAAAUAUACUAAUGAUGAUAGUUUAAUAUCACAAUUAUACGCUACUAAAGAGUUUGGAGAUAUCGGUGCCUCUGAUUAUGAUAAGCGAUGGGUUGCACUGAGACGUGUCGGACACAAAGCUAUAGUAAAUUAUUCAACAAAUAACAGAUACGUUCAAACAGUUUGCGAUUGCGUUGAUUCAACAAUACUUGCGAUCAGCGAAACUGAAUCUGUAAAACCAUUUCAACCAAACGGUUAUCUAUUUUUAAUGUCAAUGAAUAUCAUAAACAAUACACUGUUUAGAAAAUCUAUUGGUCUAACAGAUGAUGAAUAUUCGUUAACAAAAUUAUUUUCACGCGAUAUUAUCAGUGAAUUGGGUUCAUUGCGUAUACUAUUGGACGUAUCGCCGGUGUUUAGUUGGCUAUUGCCGGGUACGGCCAACAAACUGUUGGAUCAUAUCCGACAGUUCAAUGAUUUGUUAGCUAAUAGUAGUGAUAACGCGGGAACGGCUAGUAGUAGUAGUAGUAGUAGUAGUAGUGAUAAUAACAAUGACGAUAAUGUCGAUCUAUGCGAUUCGCUAAUACAGGCCAAACGGGACGGUAUACGCGAUAAUAAACAGUGGUCACAAUAUUUAACCGAUAAAAAUCUAUCGCUAAUCGUUUCAAACCUGUACGAUACGGGUGUCCUGACGUUUGACGACACUACCCAAUGGAUGCUACUGUUGAUGACAUACUAUCCCCGAUGUCAGCUUAGGUUACGCACUGAAAUUAUGGAUAAUAUUGGUGGUCGACAACGAUUGCCCAGACAUGACGAUCGACAACAAUGUCAUUAUGUUAUGGCAUUUAUUGCCGAAACGUUGCGUUUUGUUAGUCUAUUCAGUUUCUAUCAUAAGUCUAUGGAAAUAAGUACUAUAGACAAGUAUACCAUACCUAAGGGUACAUCAUUGAUUAUCUAUCUACGCUAUAUAAUGCACAAUAAAACUAACUGGCCAAACAGUGAUCAAUUUCAACCGGAACGUUUUAUCGAUCCCGAAACCGGCCACUAUAUGGCCAAUCGUUUACCACAGUUUGUACCGUUUGGUAUAGGUGCCCGACAGUGUGUGGCCGAAAAAUUGACAAUUGCCGGCCUGUUUCUAGUUUGUGUCAGAUUUAUACAGUCUACCAAACAGAUAGUAUUGUCCGAUAGUCAGGGUAUUGGCGGACAUCCCGGUAAUUCGGAACGAUAUGUUCCCUAUCCCUAUAAGCUAGUAAUUGAGCCUAAUUUAUAA